GCGGUGUGGCUACAGCAAAGCAAAGCAGGAUCCUGAAGAGGAGAAGAUGCACUUUCACAACGGUCACAUAAAGUUCCCGGGGGUGCGUACCUACAUUGACCCCCUCACCUAUGAAGAUCCCAACCAGGCAGUGCAUGAAUUUGCUCAGGAGAUUGACGUCUCAUUCAUCUCCAUAGAGAGGAUCAUUGGAGCCGGGGAAUUUGGAGAGGUGUGCAGCGGACCGCUGAGGCUGCCCGGGAAAAGAGAAAUCCAGGUUGCCAUUAAAACCUUGAAAGCAGGUUACACAGAGCAGCAGAGACGCGACUUCCUGUGGGAGGCGUCAAUCAUGGGCCAGUUUAACCAUCCAAACAUCAUCCAUCUGGAGGGCGUGGUCACAAAGAGCAAACCAGUGAUGAUCAUCACUGAAUACAUGGAGAAUGGAUCACUGGACACAUUCCUCAAGAAAAAUGAUGGUCAGUUUACUGUGAUCCAGCUGGUUGGUAUGCUGCGUGGCAUUGCGUCUGGCAUGAGAUACCUUUCCGACAUGGGCUAUGUCCACCGUGAUCUUGCAGCUCGUAACAUCCUGGUUAACAGUAACCUCGUGUGUAAAGUGUCUGAUUUCGGCCUUUCCCGAGUCCUGGAAGAUGACCCGGAGGCUGCGUACACCACACGGGGCGGAAAGAUUCCUAUUCGGUGGACGGCUCCAGAGGCAAUCGCGUACAGGAAGUUCACCUCAGCCAGCGAUGUGUGGAGUUACGGGAUUGUCAUGUGGGAAGUGAUGUCAUACGGAGAGAGGCCAUACUGGGAGAUGUCCAAUCAAGAUGUAAUAAAGGCCGUAGAGGAGAGUUAUAGGUUGCCAGGUCCUAUGGACUGCCCUGAGGCUCUGUACCAUCUAAUGAUGGACUGUUGGCAGCGAGAACGCAGCAACCGCCCCAAGUUUGAUGAGAUUGUCUGCCUACUAGACAAACUUAUUCGCAACCCCAGUUCAUUAAAAAAACUGGUCAACUCUUCACACAGGGUUUCCAAUCUGUUAGUGGAACAUGCCAGUGUAGAAGGGGACUGCAGCACUCGGAGCCAGACCGUAGGGGAGUGGCUCGACUCCAUCAAGAUGGGUCGUUAUACUGAGCUCUUCAUGGAAGGAGGUUACUCUUCACUAGAGACAGUGGCUCAGAUGACGUCAGAGGAUUUGCGAAGAGUAGGAGUGAACCUGGCUGGACAUCAGAAGAAAAUCAUCACUACUAUUCAGGAGAUGAGAGUCCAUAUGAACAACACCAAUUCGACUGUAAACAUCUGAUGCACAUGUAUAGGGACACGCGCACACACACAUAUAUACAUACACACAAUAUAUGGACCUAGUAUGUGACAAAAAGACUUGCUGUUGGACCUAGAGCGGCUUAGCACUUUCUACGGACAAGGAAACCCAGUGUUAAGGAUCUAAACGAGAGCAUCCACAUUUUUGUGGUUCUUGUGUGUGGAGUUUGCUUGUGAUGUCAUUGGGGAUAUUUGACAUUGCAGCACAAAAACCAAACUGAACUCAGCUGAGCGGUGCUACAUGAAGGGAAGAUGAUGGUGAGCUUAACUGAACUUAAGUGAAAACUUUUCCUUCUAAUUAUUCAAUUUGUGUGAAUGUGGACUCUCUGUGCACUGUUUUGGUUCUCUCAGAUCGAGAAACAUGAAACAUAUGCCGCAAAUCUGGCUCUGAGAGCAACCAGCACUUUUUUGGCUGUGUCACACAUAUGGGAGUUUCAUGCAGCGUGCUCACACUGAACUUUUUCAGCCUGUCUCAGGUGAUCUGAACCCAGUGGAUCUGAAAAGUACCAACAUUUUCUCUGGAAGUACAUUUUCGUCAAUCAUUGAAUUGGACACCACUCUCAGGCAGGUUAAACAUGUUUUUAUGGACCAACAGUCUUUGCUUUGCCAUGCUGAUGUGCUUUGGAUUUUGCUGUUGGAUUUUGUUGACCUUUUGGCAGUUGUAAUCCAGCUGUACAACUCACGGAAGAUUCAGACUCAUAUUCGGCAUCAUGUACUUCAUUAUCUUACACAGCAAUUCUAGACAAGAAUACAUAUUGCCACCUUAAUUGUUUAAAGAGGCUGAAAUUUAAAAUACAACAAAGUCUAUGACAAGGA
This is a messenger RNA of Micropterus salmoides (largemouth bass), 2106 nucleotides long. RefSeq names its product ephrin type-A receptor 5-like. The transcript has 10 exons. Gene Ontology annotation, molecular function: ATP binding; transmembrane-ephrin receptor activity; protein binding. The annotation marks the transcript as partial. Gene Ontology annotation, biological process: protein phosphorylation; axon guidance. NCBI's taxonomy places the organism in Eukaryota, Metazoa, Chordata, Actinopteri, Centrarchiformes, Centrarchidae. Gene Ontology annotation, cellular component: neuron projection. The record is from RefSeq and is a predicted model, not a curated record.